CUCUUUGUGUAUGCGUGAGAGAAAGAGAGAGAGAGAGAAAGAAAGGAAACCCCUUUCGCGGAAACUGCUAAAUGGUUUGAAUAUGGAAAUUUGUUUUUCGUAUUGUUGGACCAUUCUGGUCAUGGCGUGCGGAGUAUCCAAGGAUAAAUAGCCAGCGAUAGUCUUUGGAAACGAAGUUGAAGGAGAGAGAAAAGAACUAGUUUGCUAGUGAGACUAGCACAUACUAUACUACUACUCUCUACUCCAUCAAUUUCUUCAUCUUCCCAUCAAAAACAUGGUCAGAGCUCCUUGUUGUGAAAAGAUGGGAUUGAAGAAGGGUCCUUGGGCUCCCGAGGAAGAUCAAAUCCUCACUUCUUACAUCCAAAAACACGGCCAUGGAAAUUGGCGUGCCCUUCCAAAACAAGCUGGCCUGUUAAGAUGUGGAAAAAGUUGCAGACUGCGAUGGAUUAACUAUUUGAAGCCUGAUAUCAAGAGAGGGAAUUUCACAUCUGAAGAAGAAGAAACUAUCAUUAAGCUGCACGAGAUGCUGGGUAACAGGUGGUCGGCAAUUGCAGCAAAAUUGCCAGGAAGAACUGACAAUGAAAUAAAAAAUGUGUGGCACACCAAUUUGAAGAAGAGGUUGCUGAAUUUAAAUUCCAGAAGAGUCACAAAGCCAAAAAUCAGACGUUCUGAUUCCAAUUCCAGCAUCAUAACUGAAUCAGAAGCUGCCAAUUUUAAUUUCAGAGAAAUGGAUUCAACAUCUGCAUGCACCACUUCUAGUGAUUUUUCAUCGGUCACAGUUGGUGAAAGCAAAAAUAUAAAGUGUGAAGACAUAGAGUCUCUUGAGACAAUGCCCGUGAUUGACGAGAGUUUUUGGUCAGAACCUGCAAUUGAUGAAACACCCUCCAUGUCAUCACCAUCCAUGACAAUCUCAAAUCAGAUGCCAUUUCAAUACCCUUUUACUAACUAUGAGGAAACUUUCCAGCAGAGUCAUGCUUACGAUUCAAAGUUUGAUGACGGCAUGGAUUUCUGGUAUGACAUAUUCACCAGGACCACUGAUUCCACAGAAUUGCCAGAGUUCUGAAAUUUUCAAAUGUCACGUUCGAAGAGGGUAUUAUUAAAUUUACCGGAUAAUACUGUUCAAAUGAAAGGGUAACUUCAAUUUGACCGUUGCAACAAAAGGGUACCAUAAUUUCGGUGGUUGUGGGGACGCCAUUAUCGCCAGCUGCAAGAUCUUGGAGUCAUCCAUUGACAAAGAAAGCGGCCAGAGUAAUGGGAAAGGCUAAUGUUCUGUAAUGUAUGUACACAUGUAAUCUACUUGUCAAACACUGACUUUACUUUUUUUAGUGGAAAACACCAAUCUUCUAACAUUUUUGUAUUUUACAAAUUAGUGUUUAAUUAGGCUAGAGCUUUUUGAUUGUAAUAUCAAUAAAUGAUGUCCUAAACGUUAUUAUUCAAAAAUCCAUGCCCUUUUUUAAGACUUUUCUGGUAUCACGAUUAAGCAUUUACA
Messenger RNA from Vigna radiata var. radiata (mung bean), 1489 nucleotides. Its product is annotated as transcription factor MYB14. The record is from RefSeq and is a predicted model, not a curated record. Lineage: Eukaryota; Viridiplantae; Streptophyta; Magnoliopsida; Fabales; Fabaceae. The transcript is spliced from 3 exons. The coding region runs from base 275 to 1063 and encodes 262 amino acids.